AUGUUGUUCAGGGAGCUCCUGGCCACAGCGCAGUGCCUCGAUCAGGAACGGAUUCGACCCGGCAGGUAUCUGAAUUGGUGCCUUGCUGUGUGCAUUGCCUCAGCUGACUUGGUAUUUGAGAUGAGCCGUUUGCCAAGAUGUGUCCAGGCGAGGUACAAAGCUAAAGCGAUAUGCCGUUUGGUAGCAUCCUAUAGACUCUGUGCCAUACCCUCUUUCCUAAAGGUGGGUACGACUUCAGGAAUGCUGCUGCUGAAAAGCAUCCGCGCAGGACUGAGGAGAAUGGUGUUUGAAACCAGAGGCCACAGUAAAUCCAGCCCCGUCUUCACGAACGGCAUGGCUGAGAAAACAGAGGUGCUCAGUGAAGACCUGUUGCAGAUCGAGAGACGUCUUGACACUGUGAGAUCUGUCUGCCACAUUGCACAGAAGCGAUUAAUUGCAUGUUUUCAAGGCCAACAUGGUACAGAUCCUGAGAAGAGGCAUAAAAAACUUCCUCUGACAGCCCUUGCUCAAAAUAUGCAAGAAGGAUCUGUCCAGCUCAGUGAUGAAACUCUGUUGGGGAAAAUGCUAGAUACGUGUGGUGAUGCAGAGAAUAAACUGGCGAUGGAGCUCUCUCAGCAUGAAGUACAGAUCGAAAGAGAAGUUUUAGAUCCACUGUGUCUGCUGACGGAGACAGAGAUCCCGAACAUUCAGAAGCAGAGGAAACAGCUUGCAAAGCUGGUGUUGGACUGGGAUUCUGCAAGAGGAAGGUAUAAUCAAGCCCACAAGACUUCAGGAACAAAUUUUCAAGUGCAUCCUUCAAAAAUAGAAUCUCUAAAGGAGGAGAUGGAUGAAGCUGGAAAUAAAGUAGAACAAUGCAAGGAUCAGCUAGCAGCAGACAUGUACAACUUUGUGUCCAAAGAAGGGGAAUAUGCUAGAUGUUUUGUUAUGUUAUUAGAAGCACAAGCAGAUUACCAUAGAAAAGCAUUAGCAGUCAUAGAAAAGGUCCUACCCGAAAUUCAAGCCCAUCAAGACAAAUGGACUGAAAAACCAGCUUUUGGAACUCCAUUAGAAGAGCAUCUCAAGCGCAGUGGCCGUGAAAUUGCCGUCCCUAUUGAAGCCUGUGUAAUGAUGCUUUUGGAAACGGGAAUGAGAGAGGAGGGCUUAUUCAGAAUUGCUGCUGGAGCCUCCAAGUUGAAAAAGCUGAAAGCUGCCUUGGACUGUUCAACUUCCCAGCUUGACGAAUUUUAUUCCGAUCCCCAUGCUGUUGCAGGUGCCUUGAAAUCCUAUUUGCGAGAGUUGCCAGAACCUUUAAUGACCUACAGUCUGUAUGAAGAAUGGACGCAAGCUGCAAAUAUUCAGGACCAGGAUAAGAAGCUGCAAGAGUUAUGGAGAAUUUGUAACAGAUUACCUAAACAUUAUCAUGCUAAUUUCAGGUAUUUAAUCAAAUUUUUAGCAAAGCUUGCACAGAACAGCGAUGUUAACAAAAUGACACCCAGCAAUAUUGCAAUAGUCUUGGGCCCCAACUUGUUAUGGGCGAAGAAUGAAGGAUCCCUUGCUGAAAUGGCAGCAGCAACGUCGGUCCAUGUGGUAGCAGUUAUUGAGCCAAUUAUUCAGCAUGCAGACUGGUUCUUCCCUGGAGAUCAAGAUUUCAAUGUGUCUGGGGCAUUUGUUGCAAUUAAUUCAAAUCACUUGUCGCACACUGGGAAUGAAUAUGAGUCUGGGACACUGGAACGGAAGCGGCCUGUUAGUAUGACUGUAAUGGAAGGGGAUUUAUUGAAGAAGGAAAGCUUUGGUGUCAAGGUUAUGGACUUCCAGGCGAACCCUCGGAGAUGUGGCACUAUAAAUAGAAAGCACACAUCCCCAGCCUUCCAGCCACCACUUCCACCCACGGAGGCUGGCGUGUUGGCUCAGGCUGGAGCGGAGCAGCACUCCCAAGCUUCUGGGGCUGAAACAAGCCCAGUGGGUGCUGGUUCUGCUCUCUCUGCUGGCACAGCAGAACAGUUACAAAGUCAAGGAAAUGAGGAUGUCAGUACCUCAAAAUCUAAGGACAACACGUCUUCAGCUACUCCUCCACCGGUGAGAAAUGGCGGGCAUGCGGGCGCUGUCCAGAACCAGUCGACAAGUGGCACUAAUCAACUUUCAGUUAAUCAGCCACAGAAUGCGGCCGGUCCCAGUCCCCACGCAAUGAGGAGAGCUGUUAAGAAGCCUGCGCCAGCCCCUCCGAAGCCAGCCAACCCGCCACCAGGGCAGCCGGGAAGCCAAAGCUCUGCCCCAGCUGCUCAGCCACCUUCUGUCUCUCCAAAACCACCUGCUAGAAGUUCUUCUCCUCCUGCUCAACAUGCAAACCAAGGAGCAGCCCAGACUUCCACUUGCCAGGUUUCCGCACCUCGGAGAUAUUCCAGCAGUGUUUCCCCAAUACAAGCUCCCAGCCAUCCACCACCACAACCCCCAACACAGGCUACUCCUCCACCGCAGCCCAAAUCAAACAGUCAAACAUCUCCUGCUGCACCCAGCAGCGAGCAUGGACCAGAGCAGCCCUGUUACACUCCUCCGCAGACUCCAACACCACCCGAUACACCCCCUCUGGGAAAACAUAAUACUAGUUCCCCAUCAUCACAGCCACAGCCCUCCACUCAAGAAAGCUCCCAGUCUCACUCUCCAACGCAGAGUGGUACGCUGCCGAGGCCACGGCCGGUCCCAAAGCCCAGAAACAGACCUAGUGUUCCUCCUCCUCCUCAUCCUCCUUCUCAGCUGGCUGGAGAUGGUGUUAUUGCAAACUCCUCACAAACAGCUUCCAAAAUAGUAACAGACUCUAAUUCCAGUAUUCAAGAACCACUUCAAAGCCCUUCUUCAGAGCUUCUUACGGGGACAGUGAGCAAAGAACUGCACAACCACCACCUCAUGCUCGAUAUUGACAAUGAUACGGAAAGCACUGCUCUGUAAUGGAAACUCUCCGACUCCUUAAAGAUUCCUCUCCUG
Pterocles gutturalis (yellow-throated sandgrouse) is the source of this 2958-nucleotide messenger RNA. Its product is annotated as rho GTPase-activating protein 17-like. NCBI's taxonomy places the organism in Eukaryota, Metazoa, Chordata, Aves, Pterocliformes, Pteroclidae. Gene Ontology annotation, molecular function: protein binding; GTPase activator activity. Gene Ontology annotation, cellular component: cytosol; intracellular anatomical structure; cytoplasm. The record is from RefSeq and is a predicted model, not a curated record. Gene Ontology annotation, biological process: regulation of actin cytoskeleton organization; signal transduction; regulation of Rac protein signal transduction.